CUAUUUCACCUUUUACAUUGUUCUACCUUUUUCUACAGCAUUGCCUGAUUAACCAACUAUAAUAAUGGAUUCCCGUACAGUUAUUUCCCUUUUCCUGGUUAUCUAUGGGAUCUGCAUGCUCGCAGAGAAGACACAGGGGAGUUUUGCACAUUUUUACUCACACAGUGAUGUUUGCAAUAUGCAGGUGAUUCUAAUUAUAGCCGCAAUAUCUUCUGUUCUUUGCUGUAGUAUCUAAAAACUAUUGUCAUGCUUUAUUUACUACCAUGUCAAUAUUUAGUUAAAUAUAAGGAAAUAUAGAUUUGCUAAGUUGAUCAAUGGGGAAAUCAGUAAGAAAAUGCUAUUUAGAAUGUUAUAAUCUGCCAGGAUUGAAUGUCUGAUUGUAGCAUGCUCUGAAUAGAUUAAAUCAAGGGAAGGUGCUUGUCAAAAGGUACAAGAUGAACUUGAGAGGGGACAUGCUGUGCAGGUUGGCCAAAAAGUAGUGGAAAACCACCACAUGCUUUUUGCUUUCUCCCCAAAUACUCUCCAUAUUUCCCUUCUUCCUCAGGCAAUUCCUGACCACUCUCCUUAGUGACCUCCAUACAUCUCUACCAAGAUAUAUCAGUACUUAGGUCUCAAAAGCAGUCUGUUAUGGAUUCGAUUAUAGUAGUCCUGCUGUCCCUCCAAGCUGUGCUCAAUUUGUUCAUGACUUGAAGGUGUUCUUUAAAGGGACACUUUAGUCACCAAAAUAGCCUUAGUUUGAUGAAGCAUUUUUGUUGUAUCGAUCAUGCCUCUGAAGUCUCACUGCUCAGUUCCCUGCCAUUUAGGAGUUAAAUCACUGUUUAUGCAGCCCUAGUCAUACCUCCCUGCAUUUUACUUACACAACUUUCCUAAACACUUCCUGUAAAGAGUCAUUUAAUGUUAAUACCUUCUUUAUUGCAAAUCAUUUUUAAUUUAGAAUUCAUCUACCCUGCUGGAGCCUCCUGUAUGUAAUUAAAAUUCAAUUUACAGAGCAGGUGAUACACAUUUUUAUAGUAAGUUACAUCUGAUUAAAAUUGAAACCAAUUUUUUUUUUCUUAAAUGUUGUGUCAGUCACAGCUAGGGGAGGUGUGGCAAAGUCUGCAUAAACAAAAACAAACGUGAUUUCAUUCCUAAAUGGCAGUGAACUAAUCAGCGAGACUUCAGGAGCAUGAUCUAUACACAAACUGCUUUAUUUUGCUAAAGUUUUUUUAGUGACAAUAGUGUUCAUUCAAGGAAAAAAAUAUUUGAAUGCAUCAAAAAUAUACAGUGCCACACAGUGUAACUAAUUAAAGCAUUAAACUUUGAAUGCAACAUAUCAAAAAUCAAUAAGAAAAAGGCUAAAAAGAAAGAAAAGGUAAGAAGGAAAGAAGAGAGGGGGCGGGGUAUUUGGGAGGAGAUAGUAAAGAGAUGUUAUGGUCUAACCUCCCGCGUAAGUGUUACCCGAUUCAAUUCCUAAAUCUGGGAACUCAAAUGGAAUGGAAUUGUAUGGAAUUAUUAAACUUUAUUUAUUAUGCUAAUUAUUUACAUUGUUUAACUUUAAUCAUUAUUCUGUGGCAGCAACGCAGCAAGAACAGAGCAUGUAAGAAGCUUGUGCAGAGGUCUGAGGAAGGGGAUGUCAGAGGUGGAAGUAAUUCUAUGGAAGAAGGUGAUGUAGAGAACAAGGAAGUGAUAAAGGUGAGUGUUAUACAGUAUUCUUUGUCAUUUUGGUUCUUCCUGCACUGCAUGAACAAGAGAUAGGCUGGGACAGCAGCUAUACUUACUUAAAAAGUUUGAGCAAUUCACUCCCUUUUCCAUGUUUAUCAAUAUAGGAAUAACUUGCCAUAAUUUUUAAACCAGUUAUGUAAUUUCUGUUCCCCAUUUAAUGAAUUUCUACUCAGUCAUGUUUGGUGAAUUCUACUGUAAUGUAUUUUGGCCAGAUGACUCUGAAGUCUUUUCACUAAACAGAAGAAGGUUUGUGGUGAAUUGUGAACCGAUUUACAAAAAAUAUGCUGUAAUUGAUUUUUUUUUUCUCAGCUUGAUUACUUUUACCCCAGAUUUCAAAAGUCAAUUUUCAUAAAACAGCUUGGAAAAACAGACACUAUAGUCUACAGCAAAUGUUACUUGAUCUUUUGCAUUUAGUGUGCCCAUUGCAACACUGCCACCACCCACACAACCACCUAAGCCAGAUUCAAUAUGCCAAAGUGAGAGGUUAUACCUUUUCUUUUACUAUAUUGUGUAAUUUCACAGUCUAAAUUGAUCUUGCCCCUCUAUUAUCAAUAAUGCAUCACUAAAAUAAAUCCAUUUUAUUUUACCGAUAUAAACAGUGUAGCAAAAACAAAGGAAUUGUGAUAUUUGCAUUUCUUUACAAUGAAUGCAUAGCAAAAAAACAGCACCAAACUAGUGCCAGUGUGGCUUCUAAGAUGAAAGUUAUAUAGUAAAACGUCAGUAUGUAAGGAGUAUUAAGAAGGGAAUAUUGGAGUAGCAAUAUGUUUUAUCAAAUUUAAUGAAUAUGUCGGACACACUGGACAGUAGUUUGAGCUCUAUUGUUGUAGGAAUUACAAUGUUUCUCUCUUUACAUUUCUCUUUAUGAUUUUCUAACGCUGUUGCUGUUUGCUGUGUUAUUGUGAUCUGACAUCUGUCUUAUAACUUUUAAAUCUGUACUUUAAAUGCCUGAUAUUUAAAACUCACAUUUAUUUCAGUCUCCGUGCUUCUGUGAAGUCAUCAGUUAUUAUGACUUCGUACAAUCAAAGAAUAUUGAGAACAUAGGGUGCAUGUGCAGCAAUUGCUGCAUUCCUCCAAUCCAAUGCUUCUCAUACAAAUGCAUUAAAUCCAGUGUUUCUCAAUGUAUUAAGUAUUACGAGUGUUCAGGGUCAUCAUGCGGUGUGAUGGCACUGAAUGUUAAGACCUUUGAAGGAGAAAACGCCUCUAGUGACUGUUAGUCUGAACACAAAGUUUAAAAAUGGAAACUAUAAGCUUAAGGAAUGUUAACACCUUAAAGACACAUGACAGAAAUAUUCUGUCAUGAUUCCCUUUUAUUCCUGAAGUUGUGUCCUUAAGGGGUUAAGCUACAAAUUCUGCUCUCGAGAUUGGUUUUUCAAAUACAGCACUGAUAGUAGCCAAGCAAAAUGGGACAGAACAUAUAGACUUAAAUACAGUAAGUAUUAAAUGUUCUUUGUUAUUAUAGUAAAUACAGUUUUAAAAGACAUUAUAACAAAUGAAUAUGUGCCAAAGCAUAUAUGCCAAAGCAAUGCCUAAGCACCUUGAUGUCAAGUGGAUACCACUAAAAUGUAUCCUUGGCUUAAAUCCUUGUAAAUAGAAAUCGCUAAAAGGAGGGAGAGUUCAGAAAAUGGAGUACUUCCUCUGCAGGUGAAUCAAAAGCUCCUCUAGAAAAGCAAUGUAUGUAGAAAUAUGGAUACAUAGAUGUAAGAGAUUAAAAAAAAUAGACCAAGAAUUAACUCUUAAUAAUAAAGGAGAAAGGAAGAUUGUACAUAAAAAGAUUAAAAAGCCUCAGAUAGUAUAUUGCUAAUGCCAAAGUAAAGUAAAUCUAUGUAAGGAUAUAUAUACAAUGUUUCCCAAUUUGGCUUUAUUUCAGUAUCCAUGCCACAAGAAACAUUGUCACCAUGCCAUUGCCAUCCAGUACAAAGGUGGAAAAAAGCUUUAUAUAGAUACAUAGGAGGAGUACUAUAACAGCUGCUAAAUAAAAUAAAUGAGCAAACCUAGGUUCUAGCCCAUAAAAUCUCCUUAAAGAUAUAGUGUCGUAUUGUAUUUAGCAGCGGUUAAAUUAUUACCCCUAAGUAUCUAUAUUCUGAUUUUUUCCCCACCUUUGUAUUAUUUUACAUGAUAACAAUGUUUCUUGUGGCAUGGAUACUAAAAUAAAGCCAAAUUGGGAGACAGUGUAUAUAUUUUUGCAUAGGUUUACUUUACUGUGACAUUAGCAUGAUAUUAUUUGAGGUUUUUUAAUCUUUUACGUGCAAUCUUCCUUUCCAUAUAUCUACAUACAUUAUUGUAUUUUUAGAGGCGCUUUUGAUUCACUAGCAAAGGAUGAACUCUAUUUUUUGUACUCUCUGUCCUUUUAGUGAUUUUUAAAAGCCAUUAUAAGCCUUAUUACACAUUGUCAGCCCAUAUAAAUUCAAUAAAUUUACACUGAAGAUAAACACACAGAAAGACAUGGGGGUUUCAUUAUAGAGACUGCAUGAUUAUUCAACUUCAAACAGUAAACUAUAUAUUUUUAGGAAAUGUAUACAGUGAUGAAAUGCCUUAACACAGCUAAAAACAAAGCUCCCAAUAGUCCAAUAGUCCAAUUUGUGUGGGACAGUGUCGUUUCCCGGGUCCUGACCCGCUGUACCAACUUACUUCUGUAGUGUUUUAUUUUUUGGGACACCAGGGAACAGUUCCCAACAAUUAUAACAUGAGCACUAGGACCCUGCAGGGAGCAAUGAAAUAGUGCUCCCUGUAGGGUCUGCCCUCAGUGGGCCAGCUAAAAUGAUUGGCAGCGAGCCUGGUGUGUCUUCACAGCAGGUGGAAUGACCAGUAAUGUGUGUGAAUGUGCACCUUUUCCUGGUUGGUCUGCAUAUUCUGUGCAGGCCUACUUCAUUUUUACAUCACUGGCCUUCCCCCUUUUCCCUUCUUGAACUAGCGUCCCAAUUCUGUAAUUACCGAUGUUGGGAGGUAUGCUGGUGGAAUGUUACAGAAAACAUUAUGUUUUCCCAUAUGACAUUCAUUAGAGUUCGUCAAAUGUAUGCCACAUUAAAGCAAAGUCCACUUCCAAUAAUCAGCUAAAAAAAAAUUGAAACUUAUACACAGUGACAUGUGAAACAAUAAAUGUAAAUGUUGAAGUUAUUUAAAGUAGUCAUGGUGCCUGUAAUCUGUAUGCAUAUACCUAGUUUAACCCUUUGGCUGCAAGAAGUGCAACUUAAUAUCCAUCCGCUACAUGGGGGAGUUGUUAGUCAGACUAACAUCAAUUAUGUGCAAAUAUUUUUGCAUGGUGUGUCAUUUAUUGGCUCAGUAAGGGCAGUUGAUGCUCUUAGCUAAUGAAUGGUAACUGGAUCGCACUGCAGAAGCCAGAAGUUCGUCACCAGACAUGGAAGCAGCCUGUGAGCCUGGUGGGACCCAGGGAAGAGGGCAAACAAUUAAUAAAUGGUAUGCCCCAUUAACAGGGAACAAGGCCAAGGUACUGCGGAAAAUAUAACCAUCCCCAUUUUUCCUGAAUUUUAUUUUUAAACUCUUAUUUAUGAGCAUUGUAAGGACUACUGAAAAGUAUGUAUUAGAACAAAACAUAUGUUUGACAUGAUUAUUUCUGCAGUUUCCAUUCUCACAUAGGGAACUAAAAGAGUGGCCUAUGAGGACAAAUUUGCCCUCAUUAGGGCACUUGCCAAAGCUACUUAUUAUUGUAUGGCAGUCUGCUCAUCUAAAGAUACUCAUAUGAACAUUCCAGUCCAUACCUGGAGAGCAUUUAGCUUGUGUGAAACCAAUCCAAGCACAAACCCACACAGAGCUGAGAUAGCAAAUAGUAGGAUAGCACAUUCUGCUGGCUGCUUCACUCAUAUAGAAACAAAGAAACAUUGAAUGUGAUGGCAGAUAAGAACCGUUUGGCCCAUCUAGUCUGCCCAAUUUUCUAAAUACUUUCAUUAGUCCCUGGCCUUUUGUUAAGUCUAGGAUAGCCUUAUGCCUAUCCCAUACAUGCUUAAACUCCCUCACUGUGUUAACUUUACCACUUCAGCUGGAAGGCUAUUCCAUUCCUCCACUACCCUCUCUGUAAAGUAAUACUUCCUGAAAUUAUUUUUAAACCUUUGCCCCUCUAUUUAAGACUAUGUCCUCUUGUUGUGGUAGUUUUCUUCUUUUAAAUAUAGUCUCCUCCUUUACUGUGUUGAUUCCCUUUAUGUAUUUAAAUGUUUCUAUCAUAUCCUCUCUGUCUCGUCUUUCCUCCAAGCUUUAAAUGUUAAGAUCCUGUAACCUUUCCUGGUAAGUUUUAUUCUGCAAUCCAUUAAUCAGUUUAGUAGCCCUUCUCUGAACUCUCUCCAAAGUAUCAAUAUCCUUCUGAAGAUAUGGCCUCCAGUACUGUGUACAAUACUCCAAGUGAGGUCUUACCAGUGUUCUGUACAAUGGCAUGGGCACUACCCUCUUUCCACUGCUAAUACCUCUCCCUAUACAACCAAACAUUUUGCUAGCAUUUCCUGCUGUUCUAUUACAUUGCCUGCCUACCUUUAAGUCAUCACUCCUUCAACACUCUUCCACCAAACAGACAACACCUUCUAAUUUGUUCUAUAAAAGAAUGGUCUGAGACUUUUUGUUUUUGUUUUUUUGUCAGCACUUUUUAUUUUUUUUCUUCCUGAGCAUAUGCUUUAUCUGUGCUUUGAAUGAGGCUUCAGAAAGCGAGUUUAUUAUUUUAUUAAUUUUUUCAUAAAAUAAGGCAGAGAGAAUAUGCCGUUGACUCCAAAAUACAUCAGAAAGCUGGAAUGCUUCAGGAGGCUCCAGUGUACUUUUAACCAUUCAUAAUUUAUCUUGUUCCUUCUACUUACUACUGUUUUUGUUUUCUUUGUUUUUCUUUUCUUUUUUUUGUCAGCUCUUCUUUUUUUGUGAUGGGGAAAUGCACAUGUGUAGACCCCAAAAUGUGUAGACCCCAAAAUGGAAUCUUCAAAUAGCUUAAUUUGUCAUGUUUGUUUUUCCAAAUAGCUCACUGGAGUGAGGAUUUGUUUAUUUUUUAUUUAUUUUUUUUAAAUGCACUGAAUUACUGUUUGAAAUCUUUCUCCAGAUGAUGGCUCCUUUGGAGAUUGAUGUAAGACUGGAUUCCCGACAGAUUGAAAUUUAUCGAGAUAUUGUUGAGGGGAUAUUUGGCGAGGAAGAUCAACAGCCAUAAUAUUGUAGAACACCUUCUUCAAAAUAAUUAAAUUGUUAUAAAAUAAAGUAUUUGAUUUCUGUAAUAAAAUACAUUAUUGUGGGUAUAUUUUUGAGUCUUGGUUUCUAAAUAUUUGUGAAAUUAAAAGUGAAAUAUUUUU
Molecule: messenger RNA, 6971 nt
Organism: Pelobates cultripes (western spadefoot toad)
Lineage: Eukaryota; Metazoa; Chordata; Amphibia; Anura; Pelobatidae
Source: the annotation of a GenBank genome assembly